UACUGAUUUGGUGGUCGGCAGAAGACAUGUUAAAUUGUUAACUUUUCACACACUUUAAACCUCGGCACGUCUUUUGCUUGAGAGAAAAACUAAAGAACCUCUCGCGCCUUUUAACUUUUCCCUCUCGUAUCAUUUCCCAAAAUCAAAUUUAAAAUUUUCUUUCUUCCCACCUUCCAAAUUUCAACCCACAUAAUCAAAUUUCUAAACGCUCACUCUCAUUACUGGAGCAAAGUCUAACCGCAAUAGCUACAUGGUGAGAAGGACUAGGGCAAUGAAGAAGGAUGAUGAUGCGUCAGGUACUAUGACAGUUAGGGCGGAUAUGGCGGCGGCGGUCGGCUCUCCACCUUGCAGAAGACACCAACCGUUCCAAUCUUCAUCACCAUCUUCCUCCGUCGCCACAAAUUCCCCCUUUGAGAAGCUAUCCCACGAACUGUUCGUAGAAAUUCUCCAAAGACUCCCUCUCAAACUCAUCCAUCUCUGCAAGUGCGUUUCAAAACGCUGGUAUGAUUUGAUCUCCACUCCUCAUUUUGCUCGAUGUUAUGUCCAGAAUGUUCAUCUUUGGCACCUCCUUUUGCCCUCUUCUACCAGUACAAUGAUCGUGCAGUCCAUGAAGUCCAAUUAACAUCCGUAUCACCCAUUUUUGAAUGUCGUGGGUUUUCUCUAAACUUCCUUCCAUCUUCGAAUCCAUCAUCAUCAUUGGAGGAUCAACUUGAACCCGAGCCAGUUUGUUACUUAGCAUCAAGCAAUGGCUUAGUAUUAUGCUCUGCAACCUCAAUUUUUCAAAGGGUUUACUAUGUAUGCAACCCCCUCACAAUGCAUUGGGUUGAGCUUCUUCCACACCCACUUGCCAAGAAAGUGUCAUCAUUGGAUUUGUUUGCAAGCCAUAUUAUUCUUUUGAUGAUACUACCUGCACAACUAACUUCAGAGUGGUUAGAGUCCACCGAUUUGAGCCACCAAAACACCCACCACCAGGUUUGGCCACUCUCAAAUUGGAUAUAAUCUCUUCAGACACAUGGAAAUGGACAGAAAUCAUCUUAUCAACCCGGGGGCGUAACUUUAUUAUGUCUCGUGACCUUUCUAACGCUGUGGUUUGCAAUGGAAUACUCCACUGGUUGUUUCUUUAUAAAGGCAAGAUCUUUGCCUAUGAUCCAUUCAACAACACUGAUCAAUUUCGUAUUAUAAGGCAGCCAAAGGACAAAUUUCCCACGGCCUGUGAGCGUCACUUGGGCAUUAUAUCGACCAUUAUUGUUCCAUUCUAAACAUUUGGGAACUCAAGGACAACAAUGGGCUUGAAUGGUCCUUGGUGCACAAUGUUGUUCUGGAGAGGAUGGAACCGGAUUAUCCUCUCUUUCGUGUGAAAAUACUACCUCUUCAUUCCAUUGAUGGAGACGUUAUAUAUCUAUUUAUUAGUAAUUAUCAUUAUAGUGGUAUUCUACUCUGCAACAUGAGGACUAGAACUUUGAAAAACGCAUGUCCUAACUCUUUUUCUUUAUCCUGGGUUCGGCAUUCAAUGGCCUUUCCCUUUGUGCUCCCAUGGUGGCCUACAUCAGUUCCUCAAUUCCAACGGAAUGCACUCAAAACCGAUGGACAAGGCAUCCAACUGUCAGAACCUAGAAUUAAUAUCCAGUCCCAAGAAGAUCAUGAUAAUCCUCAACAGGAGGCUGCUGAGGAACCUACUCAAGACCAACUUGUAGAUGAGCAAGUAGUCCACGAGGGAGAUGUUAGAGGUAAUGAACUCCAAAUUGAUGAAGAUGACACUAGCGCAUGUCUUCUGGGGUCACAAGAAGUAGUUUCUAAAGAAACCUGUCAAAAUCAAGAGGAGGGAACGAGUACACAAGCUGAAGGCAAGGUCAGUCAGACCACCUUGGUACAUAUUUCAUCCACGGCGACUCAAAGCCAAUCAGUUAUAUGGCGAGGAAUAUCCUUGACUCAAGAACUUGCAACCAUUCUUGAGGAAGUCUCCCUUUUGCAUCCUGAGACCUUCCAGUGUUUGGAGAAGAAGUUUCUGUUCUUCAAGCAAUUUGUUUUUGAGUCUGUGGGCAAAAUACUUGUUAUUCUACGUCAGUUCUGUUGCAGAGAUGUUUCAGCAUCUGAAAUUCAGUUUAUUAAAUCUACCAUGUAUGACUUGAAGGAAGCAAAUAUUGAGAUCGAAUGGCUUGAAGGCCAGUUAAAUUUGGCUGAGAUGAAGAUGGCAAAGGAACAACUUGCUGCUGGAAUGGAGAGGAUUCAGAAGGAUAUAGCUGAGGUUGAGGAGGUAGCUACACGUCUGAAAGGGGAAUAUGUGACCAUGAAGGAGAAUUUUGAUGCUAUAAGGGACGUUGAUGUGACUCAACUUGGUUCUGGGUAAUUUUAAUUCUUGUUCAGUAGUUUGUGAUGUCAAGAUAAUGACUUUGUUCGAUCAAAUGAAAGAACUCGAUUUCCUGUAUGCUGCUAAUAUUUUUCUUGAGAACAAGUUCUUUGGUUGCUUGCAAUGUUUCACACUUCACCUGUUUGUAAUGUGUGUUUUAGUUUCCGCUACUUAGCAUUACUCGCCACAAUAUAUCAUUGAAAUCAACUUAUAUUGUA
This is a messenger RNA of Cornus florida, 2565 nucleotides long. RefSeq lists its product as uncharacterized. The transcript has 2 exons. The record is from RefSeq and is a predicted model, not a curated record. NCBI's taxonomy places the organism in Eukaryota, Viridiplantae, Streptophyta, Magnoliopsida, Cornales, Cornaceae. Bases 1328 to 2347 code for a protein of 339 amino acids.